Messenger RNA from Bombus pyrosoma, 642 nucleotides. RefSeq names its product enhancer of rudimentary homolog (gene e(r)). Bases 207 to 518 code for a protein of 103 amino acids. The record is from RefSeq and is a predicted model, not a curated record. Lineage: Eukaryota; Metazoa; Arthropoda; Insecta; Hymenoptera; Apidae. The transcript is spliced from 3 exons.
UAUGUUCCAAAUUCCAAGUUCCAAGUGAAUCAAGUGUUAUCAUCGAAAACUCUAGAGUCGAAAUUUUGAGGUUACUUUCUGAAGGGAUUUCAACGUUUUAUUUUUUUUAUUGCGUGGAAUUAUUGUGGCAAAAGUGAUAAAAAUUGGAAAAAAGUUAAACGCCCCUAAAAUCAUAUAAUUGAGUUGUUCUUAAUUCAAGAGCAAAAAUGUCUCACACAAUAUUGCUUGUACAACCAGGUAAUAGACCUGAAACAAGAACAUACUCUGAUUAUGAAAGUGUUAAUGAAUGUAUGGAAGGUGUAUGCAAGAUUUAUGAAGAACAUUUAAAAAGGCGAAAUCCAAAUACGCCAACUAUAACAUACGAUAUCAGUCAAUUGUUUGAUUUUGUUGAUCAACUUACAGAUUUAUCAUGCCUUGUUUAUCAAAAAUCCACAAACACAUAUGCCCCAUACAAUAAGGAUUGGAUUAAAGAAAAGAUAUAUGUUUUACUACGUCGAGCUGCAGGACAUGGGAAAUAAUUAAUGAAUAAAUAUACAUCUAUAAUUUUGUGUAUAAUAAAAAUUACCUUUAAGGAAAGAUCUAUAUUAAAGUUUGUAAUAAUAAAUAUAUAAUGUACAGAAAAACUGUACUAUUGUAUAAUCA